Mirounga angustirostris (Northern elephant seal) is the source of this 2881-nucleotide messenger RNA. It is a transcript of the gene DQX1, whose product is annotated as DEAQ-box RNA dependent ATPase 1. Gene Ontology annotation, molecular function: RNA binding; helicase activity. Lineage: Eukaryota; Metazoa; Chordata; Mammalia; Carnivora; Phocidae. The transcript has 12 exons. Gene Ontology annotation, cellular component: spliceosomal complex; intracellular anatomical structure. The record is from RefSeq and is a predicted model, not a curated record. The coding region runs from base 405 to 2564 and encodes 719 amino acids.
UGAGUGAUACUAUGGAAGUGUAACUGAAUUGAAGACCAGCAGCAACUGGACCCUAGCUUGGGUGUUGGCCCCACUUUGUGAAGAGACAGCUGCAAAACUACAAGUCCCAAGAUGCCUUUCACUAACAGCACAAUGUACACUGUCUGUAGAGUACACAUGCUCAGUGUGGUGUCUGGAACCUGUUUUCCAUAGGCUUCUGACUAAUUAAAUAAGGUGGAGCAAAUGGCCCCACCCCAAAACCAGGCUUAAGGAUUCCUGUUUAAGCCAAGCCCCAGGGUGGAGCCGGAAUUUACCUUUGUACUUCACUCGGGUCUGGGUUGGUGGUGACUGGCUGGGUGGGUCUGGAACUGGCUGCCAUCGUGACACGUCUCAGAGCUGCAAGCAGGUACUGCCAGUCAGCUACCAUGGCCUCUCAGCGUCUUGGGCUGGCAGAAGAGUCUGGCCCAAACCCCAGGGAGUCUGAGUUGGCUGUGAACCCCUUUGACGGGCUUCCCUUCUCUUCCCGCUACUACGAGCUGCUUGAGCAGCGCCGAGCCUUACCCAUCUGGGCUGCUCGCUUUAUCUUCUUGGAGCAGUUGGAGAGUAGCCCCAGUGGAGUGGUGCUGGUGUCUGGAGAGCCUGGCUCUGGCAAGAGCACCCAGAUCCCUCAGUGGUGUGCAGAGUUUGCACUGGCCAGGGGGUUCCAGGAAGGCCAAGUAACUGUCACUCAGCCCCACCCUCUGGCAGCUCUGAGCCUGGCCAUGCGGGUUGCCGAUGAGAUGGACAUAACCCUGGGUCAUGAGGUUGGAUACAGCAUUCCCCAGGAGGACUGCACUGGGCCAGACACCCUGCUCAGGUUUUGCUGGGACAGGCUGCUUCUACAGGAGGUGGCCUCAACCCGGGGCACGGGAGCCUGGGGCGUGCUGGUGCUGGAUGAGGCUCAGGAGCGGUCAGUGGCCUCGGAUUUGCUCCAGGGGCUACUGCGAAAUGCCAGGCUGGGAAACCAUCCAGGGGACUCGAGAGUGGUUGUGGUUACUGACCCUGCCCUUGAACCUAAGCUCCAAGCCUUCUGGGGCCAUCCUCCUACUGUGCAUGUACCCAGAGGGCCUGGCGCGUGUCCCACACCUGUAUACAGGGACACUGUCCCUACCGAUCGAGUGGAAGCUGCCUGCCAAGCUGUGCUUGAAUUGUGUACGAAGGAGGCUCCAGGAGAUGUGCUAGUGUACCUGCCCAGUGAGGAGGAAAUUUUGCUGUGCUGUGAAUCCUUGUCCAGGGAGGUGGAGCCCUUGGCUCUCAGAGGUCCUCCACCACGGGUGCUGCCCCUUCACCCAGGACAUGGCCCAGCUGUUCAGGCUGUAUACGAGGACAUGGACUUGAGUGCCCGAAGGAUCGUGGUCACUCACUGGCUGGCUGACUUCUCCUUCUCCCUCCCUUCCAUCCGACAUGUCAUUGAUUCAGGACUGGAGCUUCGAAGCGUGUACAAUCCUCAGAUCCGAGCAGAAUCCCAAGUGUUGAGACCAAUCAGCAAGUGUCAGGCAGAAGCAAGAAGACUGCGGGCAAGAGGGGUCCCACCAGGGUCCUGCCUCUGCCUGUAUCCUAAGUCCUUCCUAGAACUAGAGGCGCCCCCGCUGUCCGCACCCAGGAUAUGUGAGGAGAAUCUGAGCCCCCUUGUGUUACUUCUGAAGAGGAGACAGAUUGCAGAGCCCGGGGAGUGUCACUUCCUGGACCGGCCUGCUCCGGAAGCACUGAUGCAGGCCCUGGAAGACUUGGACUACCUGGCAGCCCUGGAUGAUGAUGGGAACCUGUCAGACCUGGGAGUCAUCCUAUCAGAGUUCCCCCUGCCCCCUGAGCUGGCCAAAGCCCUGCUGGCCUCCUGCGAGUUUGACUGUGUGGAUGAGAUGCUCACCCUCGCCGCCAUGCUCACUGCUGCUCCUGGGUUCACCCAUCCUCCACUCUCUGCAGAAGAAUCUGCCUUGCGUCGGGCCCUGGAACAUAUGGAUGGUGAUCACAGUUCUCUGAUCCAGGUGUAUGAAGCCUUUAUACAGAGCGGAGCAGACAAGGCUUGGUGCCAGGCUCGGGGGCUCAACUGGGCAGCAUUGUGCCAAGCCCAGAAACUUCGAGGUGAACUCCUAGAACUCAUGCAACGAAUUGAACUUCCCUUGUCCCAGCCAGCCUUUGGCUCUGAGCAGAAUCGCAGAGACCUUCAGAAAGCGCUGGUGUCAGGAUACUUCCUUAAGGUGGCCCGAGACACAGACGGGACUGGAAAUUACCUGCUCCUGACACAUAAGCAUGUGGCCCAGCUUUCCCCAUACUGCUGCUACCGAAGCCGCAGGUCUCCAGCCAGACCCCCGCCGUGGGUGCUUUACCACAGUUUCUCCAUUUCCAAAGACAACUGCCUUUCCAUUGUUUCUGAGAUUCAGCCACAGAUGCUGGUAGAGUUGGCUCCUCCAUACUUCUUGAGUAACUUGCCUCCCAGUGAGAGCAGAGACCUCUUGAAUCAGCUGAGAGAAGAAAUGGCAGCUUCUUCAAUAGAGAGUGAAUCUCCCUCUACCCAAGAGUUUGGAGAUGCCUGUGUCCUGCAGUGACAUGCCUAAGGAAUGGAACUGAGCUCAUCUGAAGGCAUUAGGUCCUCUCUCAGGCUAGCACCAAGGUAGCCAGCCAAAGCUUCGGAUCAAAUGUAAAUCCUGGAACCUGAGUCUCAAGAAAUGGUAGACUGAGAAUAGAGGAAAUUGGGUAAGCCACAGUAUACAUAAGGUUGGACCCUUUCUUUAGCCUUCUUCUAUUUAUUGGAGAACGACUGAUGCCCCCCAAACCCCCAAUUUAUGCCAAACCCGUCUUUGUGUGCUUCACUUUGAUCUAUAAAAGUUCUUUCUCUAUGGUGCCAAAUUUGAGUUUGAUUCUG